AUGGAUGAGAAAGCAGCGUCAAUGAAGAGGAAGAUUUCUGAGCUGGAGUUGCAGAUUUCGACAUUGAAAAAAGAAGCAGAGCAACUCAAGUGCGAACUGGAUGAGUGUCGCGUUUAUCAAAACGAAAUGGAGUUGCAGACCUCGACAUUGAAAAAAGAAGCAGGUCAACUAAAGUCUGCACUGGAUGAGUGUCACGCUCACCAAAAAGAGAUGGAGCUGGUGAAUAAAAGGUUGUUACACCAUGAGAACACUCUCAUACAAAUGCGCAGUCUUGCCAAAAGACUACGCAAUGAGAAGAAUGAGUUGCUUGAAAAGGUUGAACUGCUGAAAUCAGCCAACGAAGAGCAAGAAGACUCUAACAGUUCACAAGUACAGGCACUUGCUCAGAAGCUGAGAAUGGCAAAGAGUGAGCUGGCAGUCUGGAAGGAGCGGUGCUUGAAUCACAGUCUGAAAUACACAUCCACUGAAGACAUAGAAUGUUCUGCCUCAGCUGUAACUGGACGGCUCAAGAAGCACCGGUCCUUUUCAAAGCCUGCCAGCCCUUCAUUGUCAUACUCUGCUGCAUCAGUAAGUGCUAUGGGCAGUCAGGCUGCCAAUAAUGCAGUGGGGUGGUAUUAUCAGGGAUGA
Messenger RNA from Closterium sp. Naga37s-1, 627 nucleotides. The record is from the annotation of a GenBank genome assembly. Lineage: Eukaryota; Viridiplantae; Streptophyta; Zygnematophyceae; Desmidiales; Closteriaceae.